GGAGAGAACCUGGAAAACACGAUGGCAGCCUUUCACCAUGCGGUUAACAUAGGAACAGAUAUGUUGGAGCUGGACUGUCACCUGACAAAAGAUGAGCAAGUGGUGGUGUCCCACGAUGAGAACCUGAAGAGAUCAACAGGAGUCGAUGUCAACAUAUCUGACCUGAAAUACUCUGAACUUCCACCAUAUCUCUGCAAGUUAAGUGUCACAUUUCAGAAAGAAUGUCACUGCGAGGGAAAAGACAACCGUAUUCCACUCCUGAAAGAGGUGUUUGAGGCGUUUCCACAAACUCCUGUCAACAUUGAUAUCAAAGUGAACAACAAUGUGUUGAUCAAAAAGGUUUCAGACCUGGUGUGUCAGUAUAAGCGAGAGCAUUUGACGGUAUGGGGGAAUGCCAAUUACGAGGUUGUAUCAAAGUGUCUUAAGGAGAAUGCUGACAUUCCCAUCAUCUUCUGUUUGCAACGUGUCCUCCUGCUUCUUGGCCUGUUCUACACUGGCCUGCUGCCAUUCAUCCCUUUCAAGGAAGAGUUCUUGGAAAUUCCCAUGCCUUCAAUCAUCCUCAAGCUGAAAGAACCCCAGAAGAUGACAAGAAGCCAGAAGUUUAUUAUCUGGCUAGCUGAUGCAUUGCUAAUGCGGAAGGCACUUUUUGACCACCUCACUGCUCGGGGCAUUCAGGUGUAUAUUUGGGUACUGAAUGAAGAACAAGAAUACAAGAGGGCAUUUGAUCUGGGAGCAACUGGAGUGAUGACAGACUAUCCAACAAAACUUAAGGAAUUUUUACACAAUUACCCAGCCUAAAAGAAGAAAACCAAGGAAGUUCUUGCAGCACAGCUUGUGAGCCAAGGAUUUUCUUCAUUAAAAAAAGUUAAUUGAGCAGCAUACACAGAUCAUUGUGUUUGAAAGAUGAAAUUGGAUAAUCUAUUACCUUCUUGUCAAGUUGCUACCUAAUGUAAAGGUUGUCUAUUUAUUUUAAAACUUUUAAUUACAUAGUUUACAUUUGUAAAUAGCUCAUUUAGCAACAGUGCACUUCACAAAGAGCGAUGACUAGGAAGAAAGUUGCUGGGUAGGAUACCUGUAGAUGAUAAGCGCUAUUUUACCCAUCACAAGUGUUCCUAAGCAGAUGUCAAGACACGUCAGUUAUUCCAGUUACAUUCUAGUGGGCAGAAACUAAAGAAUUUCUGAAAGUGUGCCCUGUGUAUAUGCAUUUCUUGUGCUGCUUCUAGUUUUCAGAUAGCUUGUAGGGCAAAAAAGAAACACAA
Mesitornis unicolor (brown roatelo) is the source of this 1259-nucleotide messenger RNA. RefSeq names its product glycerophosphodiester phosphodiesterase domain containing 1 (gene GDPD1). Gene Ontology annotation, molecular function: phosphoric diester hydrolase activity; phosphatidylcholine lysophospholipase A1 activity. The record is from RefSeq and is a predicted model, not a curated record. NCBI's taxonomy places the organism in Eukaryota, Metazoa, Chordata, Aves, Mesitornithiformes, Mesitornithidae. The coding region runs from base 22 to 798 and encodes 258 amino acids. Gene Ontology annotation, biological process: glycerophospholipid catabolic process; N-acylethanolamine metabolic process. Gene Ontology annotation, cellular component: endoplasmic reticulum membrane. The transcript has 9 exons.